AUGGCUACGGCAAUGCUCCAAAGACUUCGUCUCAGCAGCAAAGCGUCCCAGCCCGCUCGAAAAGACGACGUCCGGGCAUCACGUUCCCUAGCACCUCCACCUCCUCUUCUCACUUUGCCCCCCGAGAUUCGCAACGCGAUAUAUGACUUCGUCGCGGCUCAGGCAAACCUCACGUUGGUAGUGGCACCGGCCAACAAGCGUCGGCCUAAGCGGCCAGCCCCCAUCGUAGGCCUGUUGUUGGUGAACAAGCAGAUCAACCAUGAAUUCUACCCAGUCCUGCUGGCGACCGCGCGCAUCUCGACUCCAAUAACCCACUUCGGCUUCCGCGAUGUAGUCGCAACCAUUGAAGGGCUGUCGCAAGACGAGUUGCGAAGCCUUGCGGCCAACCAGCGCUUCUACUUGACGCUACUCGUUACGCACGUUCCUCGACCGGAAGAGCUCGAGAACCUCGCGGUCUGGCUCAGCUUUAGAGCGGCAGAGGGUUCACAUUCCCAUCCCUCUGCAUCGAAAACGGCUGCUCCUGCGACCUUCACAGCGAACACCCUGUGCUACCGCUACGACGCCAAAGUCGAGUCGACCCGCUCCAUGGCCGGCACGCUGAACACGAAGCUAGUGCUUCUGACCGCGCUGAUACGGCAUAUUGCACGCAUGAGCGGGACAAAGACGGAGGAGCGGCAGCGUAUAAUCCGAGACUUGGCGGAGUAUAAGGACUUGUUGUCGGGUGUUUCGCGGACGGCUGGGGAGCGAGAGGCGGAUAUUGACUUGGCUGCGGCCACGCUGGACUCGUCGGCCUUUGGUCCAACAUGGAUUCCGCAGUAUCGGUAG
Messenger RNA from Baudoinia panamericana UAMH 10762, 825 nucleotides. RefSeq lists its product as uncharacterized. The record is from RefSeq and is a predicted model, not a curated record. NCBI's taxonomy places the organism in Eukaryota, Fungi, Ascomycota, Dothideomycetes, Mycosphaerellales, Teratosphaeriaceae. The transcript has a single exon. Bases 1 to 825 code for a protein of 274 amino acids.